Aricia agestis (brown argus) is the source of this 2169-nucleotide messenger RNA. RefSeq lists its product as uncharacterized. Bases 1 to 2169 code for a protein of 722 amino acids. NCBI's taxonomy places the organism in Eukaryota, Metazoa, Arthropoda, Insecta, Lepidoptera, Lycaenidae. The record is from RefSeq and is a predicted model, not a curated record. The transcript has 2 exons.
AUGGUGACUGUAGUGAGCCGGCUCGGCUGCACCGGCACACAGCCAGCGCCGGACGAUCUAUCAAAUAUCCGCGCAAACACACCCCGCGUUGUCACAGCAUUACCUAAUACCCCGACAGCUGUCUGCUACGUGCACUGCUACGAGGCAACAAGCUACGUGGCUACGAGCUACGUUGCUAUACGAGCUACAUGCUACGAGGCUACGAGCUACGUGGCUACGAGCUACGUUGCUAUACGAGCUACAUGCUACGAGGCUACGAGCUACGUGGCUACGAGCUACGUUGCUAUACGAGCUACAUGCUACGAGGCUACGAGCUACGUGGCUACGAGCUACGUGACUACGAGCUACGUUGCUAUACGAGCUACAUGCUACGAGGCUACGAGCUACGUGGCUACGAGCUACGUGACUACGAGCUACGUUGCUAUACGAGCUACAUGCUACGAGGCUACGAGCUACGUUGCUAUACGAGCUGAUUGCUACGAGGCUACGAGCUACGUUGCUAUACGAGCUGAUUGCUACGAGGCUACGAGCUACGUUGCUAUACGAGCUGAUUGCUACGAGGCUACGAGCUACGUUGCUAUACGAGCUGAUUGCUACGAGGCUACGAGCUACGUUGCUAUACGAGCUGAUUGCUACGAGGCUACGAGCUACGUUGCUAUACGAGCUACAUGCUACGAGGCUACGAGCUACGUGGCUACGAGCUACGUGACUACGAGCUACGUUGCUAUACGAGCUACAUGCUACGAGGCUACGAGCUACGUGGCUACGAGCUACGUUGCUAUACGAGCUGAUUGCUACGAGGCUACGAGCUACGUUGCUAUACGAGCUACAUGCUACGAGGCUACGAGCUACGUGGCUACGAGCUACGUGACUACGAGCUACGUUGCUAUACGAGCUACAUGCUACGAGGCUACGAGCUACGUGGCUACGAGCUACGUUGCUAUACGAGCUACAUGCUACGAGGCUACGAGCUACGUGGCUACGAGCUACGUGACUACGAGCUACGUUGCUAUACGAGCUACAUGCUACGAGGCUACGAGCUACGUGGCUACGAGCUACGUGACUACGAGCUACGUUGCUAUACGAGCUACAUGCUACGAGGCUACGAGCUACGUUGCUAUACGAGCUUAUUGCUACGAGGCUACGAGCUACGUUGCUAUACGAGCUGAUUGCUACGAGGCUACGAGCUACGUUGCUAUACGAGCUGAUUGCUACGAGGCUACGAGCUACGUUGCUAUACGAGCUGAUUGCUACGAGGCUACGAGCUACGUUGCUAUACGAGCUACAUGCUACGAGGCUACGAGCUACGUGGCUACGAGCUACGUGACUACGAGCUACGUUGCUAUACGAGCUACAUGCUACGAGGCUACGAGCUACGUGGCUACGAGCUACGUUGCUAUACGAGCUACAUGCUACGAGGCUACGAGCUACGUGGCUACGAGCUACGUGACUACGAGCUACGUUGCUAUACGAGCUACAUGCUACGAGGCUACGAGCUACGUUGCUAUACGAGCUGAUUGCUACGAGGCUACGAGCUACGUUGCUAUACGAGCUGAUUGCUACGAGGCUACGAGCUACGUUGCUAUACGAGCUGAUUGCUACGAGGCUACGAGCUACGUUGCUAUACGAGCUGAUUGCUACGAGGCUACGAGCUACGUUGCUAUACGAGCUACAUGCUACGAGGCUACGAGCUACGUGGCUACGAGCUACGUGACUACGAGCUACGUUGCUAUACGAGCUACAUGCUACGAGGCUACGAGCUACGUGGCUACGAGCUACGUUGCUAUACGAGCUACAUGCUACGAGGCUACGAGCUACGUGGCUACGAGCUACGUGACUACGAGCUACGUUGCUAUACGAGCUACAUGCUACGAGGCUACGAGCUACGUUGCUAUACGAGCUGAUUGCUACGAGGCUACGAGCUACGUUGCUAUACGAGCUGAUUGCUACGAGGCUACGAGCUACGUUGCUAUACGAGCUGAUUGCUACGAGGCUACGAGCUACGUUGCUAUACGAGCUGAUUGCUACGAGGCUACGAGCUACGUGGCUACGAGCUACGUUGCUACGUGCUACGUUGCUAUACGAGCUACAUGCUACGAGCUACGUUGCUACGUGCUACGUUGCUACGUGCUACGUUGCUACGAAUUCUACGCGCUACGCGAUCUCUAA